CCUCAGGACCCGAGGACCUCAUGGCCAAGAAGAAAUCACAGCAGACAAGGUGUUAGUUCACCCUGGCCAUCGUGUUCAACCUGUGUAAAAGAGGUGGAACGACGUCCUGAUCGCGCGCUUGCCCCGCUGCACGUUAGGGUUGUUAUAAACUUAUAGUAGGGAGGACGAGGCAAGUAAAAAAAAGGUGCAAUCAUGUUGAAACUGCCGCCAAUAUCCCCACGGUCAACUGGGGAGGAGGUCCUCCCCCAGUCCAGAAAAUGGAGCAUGAGCAGCAAUCAAGACCUUAGGAGCAAAAAGCAAACAGGACCAGGAAAGGGGCCAGGGUCGACCGGGGAUGACCUCCUCCAUCAGUCCAGAAGGUGGAGCCUGAGGAGCAAUCAAGAUCGCAGAAGCGUGAUUGAAACAGGACCAGGAACAGGACCAGGAACAGGACCAGGAACAGGUGGUUCAGGAUCCAGACCCGGAUCAGGACCAGGGUUGACUGGGGACGAGCUCCUCCCCCAGUCGAGAAAGUGGAGCCUGCAGAGCAGUCUAAACAUCAGAGGUCUUAUCGACGCAGCAAGAGGAGCAGGAACAGGACCAGCGUCGACUGGGGAGGAGCCCCCUCCCCAGUCCAGAAAAUGGAGCCUGCGGAGUGAUCAAGACCUUAGGAGGAGAGUUAUUGGAACAGGAACAGGAACAGGAUCAGGACCAGGACCAGGACCAGGACCAGGGUCGAUUAGUGAGGAGAUUCUCUCCCAGUUCACGAAGAAGAGCCUACAGAGCAAUGAAGACCUCAGCACCGUUAAUGGAACAGAAACAGGACCAGCUACAGAACCAGGCACAGCACCAGGAGCAGGAACAGGACCAGGAGCAGGACCAGGAUCAGGAACAGGACCAGAACCAGGGACGAGGGAUGGCUUCGGAGAUGGCUGGGCAGACGAGCUCGGUCAGCAGGAAACAGACAGGCGAUCCAGCUUCGACGAGAAUGAUGGACAUGAAGAAAUCCCUCAAGCGGUCAAGCGACGAUCCCCUAGAGGAUUUUCAUAUUCGGAUUCGAACUCGGAUUAUUCCUGUCGAGAAGCUGAUUCGAGUCGAGAUGAGGAGAAGAGGGGGCAGAAACGGAAUUUGUGCAACGAUGGAGGGGGGGGGGCAAAAGCACCGCUGUUGUUCCUUGGGCGCCACGUGGCAACCAUGCACUGGCGUCAGCAGGCCUAUCGUGCGGCACACAUGGAUCCUGAGAUGACCAGGUACGGCCCCACGAAGCCGACCAGGUUCCGCUCAGCUGUGAUUUACUGCGAGGUGAAGCUGGCAGAAAUGCUGUACAGGGCGGCAAGGAUGAACGCAGCAGCGGCCACAUCGGACACAUCAGACCUGGGCUCCCCUGGGGAGGACCAUCCUCCACGUGGCCGAGCUCCUGAUGUCUAUCGAACGGCUGUGUGUUGUCAAUUACUUGGCGAGAUCUCGCAGAUUCCCAUGCCUUUCGCUCACGUUUUGGCGGCAAUUCGAGAUGAGCUGGCGCGGGCCAUUUACAGCAACUACUACACCUCUGAGGAUGGCUCUCUGUUGUUUGAUCAGAUCCCGUACUUCGUUGUUGUGGCGAAGGUGGAGGAAGACAAACGUGAGAUGGAGCAGGAGAGGGAGGCUUGGAGGAACACUCUGGUGGAACGACAGGCUGACGUGGAGCGCAUUGAGCAGAAAAUUCAUGGGCUCGAAGCCCGCGUCCAAUCCACGGAAACGCUAAAUGUGGAGUUGCUGACAAAGCUGUCGGCAAUGCACGAGGCCUACGAAGCGGCAAAAGCGGAAAUUAGGGUGUCGCGGGAAGAACUGCGGACGCUCAAGCGGGAGCUGAUUCGCGCGCGGGACGAGGUUCAACGGGCAAUUCAAAUCGAGCGGGAAUGUCUGGCGGAACGGGAAGAAUUCCAGAAGCUCAAGGUCACCCAUGCCCAGACAGUCAACGAGCUCAAACGGACCCAAUCAAUCUUGUAUUCGGAGCGAAGAGAGGCGGCAGACAGCGUUCCUAAAAAGGAAAUGGACACAGCGCAGAUGAUGAUCCUGGACUUGCAGACCAGAUUAGCCCAGGCCAAAUCGGGCCAGUCCCGACGAGGCCAGGCCAUGACCCCUAGACCUAACUGGCCCGCAAUCCGGGCUGGAGCGUCGCAGCUGCAGUUGUCCCAGUCCACCUUGGACCAGGCCACGGACAUAUGUAUGCUAAACGACCAGCUAGCCUUGCAGGUGGAACGAUUGACAGAGGAAGGCGAGAGCAUGAUGCUGCGCUUCUCGGAGGUUCAACAGGCCAUCAAGGAGAGGGAUGACCUGCUGCAACCGGACCCGGACACCUUACCGAGCUCUGUGCGGACACUGACCGAGAUCAUUGCAAAUAUCGGCAAAGACCCCCACAUCAGGACCUUCGGUAUGGGUGUGAAUUUGCCCCGGUACCUUCGCACCUCCAUUGGGUCUGUCCUGAUGAAGGUCAUGCCUGACGACGAGCUGCGGGUGUUCACCACCCAGUUCUGGUCAGCCAAGGCCCAAUAUGAUGCUGGCAAAGGGGCCAGACUGCCAAUCUCCCAGUUUCUUUACUUGUUCAUGCAUCGCAGGUUGGGAGGGGUGCAUGACCAGAUUGUAGCUUUCUGCUACAAUCUCCUGCUCACCCUGAACAGGAACCUCAACCUCCUCCCCGAUGCCGAGGUUCUAAAAUUAGCGCUGUAUGGAGACCUGAGCGAGGAGGUGUAUUGGGACAGAGUAAGGAUGCUCAACGGCCUCCACCACCUCUUCAGGACGAUAUCUGAUAGCUAUCAAGUCGCCCUCGAAGGUGAUCACAUAGCCCCCCAAGGCGAGCACAGUAGGCAGGGACUUGUGCAUCUGUCUGAUGCCCUUGAGGCUAUUGAUUUGUAUUUCCCCUGCAAGCAACAUGACCUUAAGGGGGUUCUGAAACUGGCUCUGCACGAGGGCGUGGACCUCGACAAACGAGUGGUCUCCAUCCGUGAUCGGUUUGCCCCGACAGAACUCUUACUACAAGAUAGCUUCUUGACACUCGUAGCAGAACAACAUUUGCAGGAGAUCAAGGAGUACAUGAGGCUUGUGCAGAAAGAACUGGUGGACAUCGUGGACACGAAAAGGGGUGAACAAUCCAGAGUUCUUCUCAAGCACAUUUACAUGGCAAUUGAAGGAGUUGAUCCUUCACAGCCGAAGGCUGAGAUCGAUUCAUUUGUUGCCUAUGGAGCUAGCCUGGGAUCCAUUUCUGACGUCGCAAUUGCUUGCGAUGCUGGGGAAGAUGUGGACCUACGGGAUUUCAUGGUGCGGCUCUUCCGUCACGGGCUUGUUAAGAAAGCAAGGAACUUCGACCUCAGCCCAAUUGCAAAAUACCAACAGCACGGCGAGUUCUCUCGCAUAGCCAAAGGUCCUAGCAGUGAAGGGGGCUUGCCGGACCCGGCCUGAAAUGACAAGCCAUCGAUAUGAGGGGGGCUGCAGUGCGGUGGGCAUACGUCAAGUCCGCUCUGUGGUUGAGAAGAGCACAAAAUUAUGGCGAAAAGGUUGUUAUCCGUCACAUUUGCUAACACGUCUCAUCUGCAUUCCUCUAAAACAUCGAGUAGCUGGGUCUUGGCUUUGCCUUGUCUGCCUCUCAGCAUAAGGAAGACAUUUGGUGCAGCGCAACGUUCCCAUAGCUUGUUUGACUUGCUGCUGAGGCACAUGAUGAUGAAAUGAAGUAGGAUCCAAAGA
Messenger RNA from Chara braunii, 3699 nucleotides. NCBI's taxonomy places the organism in Eukaryota, Viridiplantae, Streptophyta, Charophyceae, Charales, Characeae. The record is from the annotation of a GenBank genome assembly.